AUGGGUGGACCAAACUCAGUUUUGGGUCCAACCUUUGGAACCAAAGUUGCUAACUACCCACCAUGCCCAACCCCCGAAAAAAUCAAGGGUCUCCGAGCUCACACAGAUGCCGGUGGCAUCAUCUUGCUCUUACAAGACGCCCAAGUGAGCGGCCUCCAGCUUCUUAAAGACGGAGAAUGGGUGGAUGUUCCCCCCAUGCGCCACUCCAUUGUGAUGAUCAACCUCGGGGACCAGCUCGAGGUCAUUACCAAUGGCAAGCACAAGAGCGUUGAGCAUAGGGUGAUUGCCCAAACUGACGGUGCUCGCAUGUCCAUAGCCUCGUUCUUCAACCCUGGCAGCGAUGAGAAGAAAAAGUGGUACCCAAAAUUUGUGUUUGAAGAUUAUAUGAAGCUUUACGCAGCACUGAAAUUCCAGGCCAAGAAACCGAGGUUCGAGGCCAUGAAAGCCAGAGAAACAACAGCUCCCAUUGCAACAGCUUAAGAAAAUUUCAUACCUACCUUUGCUG
Hibiscus syriacus is the source of this 505-nucleotide messenger RNA. RefSeq names its product 1-aminocyclopropane-1-carboxylate oxidase-like. The record is from RefSeq and is a predicted model, not a curated record. NCBI's taxonomy places the organism in Eukaryota, Viridiplantae, Streptophyta, Magnoliopsida, Malvales, Malvaceae. The transcript is spliced from 2 exons. The coding region runs from base 1 to 480 and encodes 159 amino acids.